AUGAAACGAGGCGCAGAGAAACAGCUGACAAAGGACGUCGAAGACAUUGACGACGAUGAGGUGGUCGAGUCCGGACAGGGCCUUAAGAAAGCAGACGAUAAUAUGCUCGCGAACAGAAAAAUCAGGGGGCUACCCAAGCGGGCGACUGCUGGCCUGGCGUCCGGAUCCGCACCUACACUCGCUGCUGUGCCAUCUAAAUUUGCUGGUUUUGCUGGUUUUGGCACCGCAGCUACCGGCACGUCAUCUUACUCCUUCACCGCUCUGUCAAAACCUGCUGAAUCUCCUGCUCCAGCGGGCGAUUCAUUCAUGUUCAACUCUUCAACAAGUUCCAACACGCCUCCUGUAACGUCAACGUCAACAGCAGUACCGGUCAUGUCAUCUACGGCGAGUAGCGCAGCGAAGACAUUUGCCUCCUUCCUCGGGAGUGCCGCCGAUUCGAGGGCCACCGGACCCAGAUCCACCAAUGGCGUCCACGGGCAGAACGGCGCAGCGCCGGAUGAUGAUAAACUCAAGGCGGAGACCAAGUACUACCGUUCUCUUCGCGGUCUUAAUGUGUCAUUCGUGGAUGCAAUUACCAAGGCUGUGGAUUCGGAUCCGUUCCUCGAUCUUGCAACCGUGCAAGAGCAAUACAAAUCCCUGCGGUCGAAAGUCAGAGAGGAGUACGAGCAAGAUGUCAAGAAAGUUUCUCCAUCGACGACAUCGGCCGCAGCAUCACCAAGCACCACGUCGGCCUUGACAUUCGGAACCAAGGCCGCGCCAACGGCGCCGACGCCCCCAGCUGCAUCGAGCAGUCCAUUCAGCUUUGGGGCGAAACUGGCUGCGCCCUCGAGUUCAGAGGACCAAUCUUCACCUGCCAUGCCUGCCCCACCAACAAGUUUCGCUGGGUUCACUCCCCCAGCGGCUUCCUCUUCCACCGCAUACAUGGCCGGAGGCUUCAAACCUAGCAUAGAUCUAACCAAGACAUCUUCCUUUACCUUUGGCUCGACUUCCGCCAUUGGAAACAACUCCGUGGCUGCGACACCCAAGCCCGCCUUCACGUUCGGCGCGCCUUCAUCAUCAUCUUCCACCUUCACCUCCUUCUCGUCUAACAAGCCGACCGGUGCUUCGUCCGCUGCUCCUCCAUCUAUCUUCUCUAGCAACCUUUUUACCACGUCGACAGCCGACAGCUCGAAGGAGAUGGAAGCGGAGAAACCUUCCACGUCGAGCAGCGUCUUCGGUGCUGGCCUGGCAUUCGGUUCGGACAAGGACAAACCGUCACUGACAUCGACUCCUACGAAGAGUAGCUUUAGCUUUGGUACUCCGCCGUCCACGUCCAAGUCCCUGCCGUUCACCUUUGGCACGGCAGGCAGCAUAGGCAACCCUGUCGGCUUCGGCUUCGGGAGCCCACCCAAGACGCCUGAAACAGAGCCCAAGCCCGCCACGUCGACUUCUAAGUUCGCGGGCUUUUCGUUUGGUGCGCUGCCCCCCGCACCGGCUAAGUCGGCUGAGACGUCGGAAGCGGGCGAGGGUACUGACUCGUCGAGAGCGGAAACCCCUGCAGAGGAGACCCCGCCUUUGCUCGUUCAGACGUCUGUGCACGAUCUGGCAGGCGAGGGCGAAGAAGAUGAGGAGACGAAGUACGAAGUGCGGACGAAGGUUUACCGUAUGAUCAAGAAGAAUAGUGGGCAGUCUGAAUGGACCGACGUCGGCAUCGGUAUGCUGAGAGUCAAUGCCCACAAGGAGACUGGUCAACGCCGUCUACUGCUCCGAAAUAGCAGUACGGGCAAGAUUACUAUCAACUUCAACGUCUACAAAGGCAUGAACCCGACGGUUGCCAAGAACGUUGUAUCAUUCAUCGGCCACGACGACGAGAAAUCGGUGCCAUUCAAGCUUCGAGUCAAGACCAAUGAGCAGGCUGACGACCUGAAGAAGGCUCUCGACCGGGAGAUUGAGUUCGUCAAGGCGAAGGCGUCCGAGUAA
Molecule: messenger RNA, 1959 nt
Organism: Phanerochaete carnosa HHB-10118-sp
Lineage: Eukaryota; Fungi; Basidiomycota; Agaricomycetes; Polyporales; Phanerochaetaceae
Exons: 6
Coding region: 1-1959 (652 amino acids)
Biological process (GO): intracellular transport
Cellular component (GO): nuclear pore
Source: RefSeq, a predicted model, not a curated record